Neofelis nebulosa (Clouded leopard) is the source of this 4629-nucleotide messenger RNA. RefSeq names its product nucleoporin 155 (gene NUP155). Gene Ontology annotation, cellular component: nuclear pore; nuclear pore inner ring. NCBI's taxonomy places the organism in Eukaryota, Metazoa, Chordata, Mammalia, Carnivora, Felidae. Bases 391 to 4566 code for a protein of 1391 amino acids. Gene Ontology annotation, molecular function: structural constituent of nuclear pore. Gene Ontology annotation, biological process: RNA export from nucleus; protein import into nucleus; protein localization to nuclear inner membrane. The record is from RefSeq and is a predicted model, not a curated record. The transcript is spliced from 35 exons.
CCUUCCCCCUCCCCACCCCUCCCAGCCCUGUCCUUUCCCAGCCCUUUCCCUUUCCCCUCCUUUCCUUCCUUCCCCAUACAACCCAGACGAAUUUCCUACUCCCCAACCUGCCAAACCUCCAGCGACGCCCAGGGAAGUGCCCGCUCCACCCCACCCCCCACUCGCUCCGCCCCUAACGUCCAGCCCUUUCAACUUCUUCCUCUCGGAGUCUGCAAAACACAGCCUUCAAAUUCCCCUCCCGACGAACCGGAAGUGCGUCAUGCAUAGGCGCCGAGGCGCUCGUUUGGCGCGCGCGCCCUAAGCUGCGGGUCUGAGUUAGGGUCUUGGGUUUUCUCUCUUUUCUCCUUGGUUCUUGACUAUUUCCGGACGCUGGUGUCUCCGAACUUCGACAUGCCGUCUUCUUUACUGGGCUCGGCGAUGCCGGCCUCCACGUCGGCCUCAGCCCUGCAGGAAGCUCUGGAAAAUGCAGGGCGGCUCAUCGACCGUCAGUUGCAAGAAGACCGCAUGUACCCGGACCUUUCCGAGCUUCUCAUGGUGUCUGCCCCAAAUAAUCCCACUGUUUCCGGCAUGUCAGAUAUGGAUUAUCCUCUACAAGGACCUGGUUUGCUGUCAGUACCCAACCUUCCAGAGAUCAGUUCCAUCCGAAGGGUUCCUCUCCCACCUGAACUUGUUGAACAGUUUGGACAUAUGCAGUGUAACUGCAUGAUGGGUGUGUUCCCUCCUAUCAGCAGAGCUUGGCUCACAAUUGACAGUGACAUAUUCAUGUGGAACUAUGAAGAUGGAGGAGACCUUGCCUAUUUUGAUGGACUUAGUGAGACUAUUCUUGCUGUGGGGCUUGUGAAACCAAAAGCUGGCAUCUUUCAACCUCAUGUACGGCACCUGCUGGUUUUGGCAACCCCUGUGGAUAUAGUGAUUCUUGGACUUAGCUAUGCUAAUUUACAAACAGGUUCUGGAGUUCUUAAUGACAGUAUGUGUGGUGGAAUGCAGUUGCUUCCAGAUCCCUUAUAUUCUCUUCCCACUGAUAAUACUUACCUUUUAACAAUAACUUCCACUGAUAAUGGCAGAAUUUUCUUGGCUGGAAAGGACGGCUGUUUAUAUGAAGUAGCAUACCAAGCAGAAGCAGGUUGGUUUAGCCAAAGAUGUAGGAAAAUAAACCACUCAAAGAGUGCACUUUCUUUCCUUGUUCCUUCAUUGCUACAGUUUACAUUCUCAGAAGAUGAUCCUAUUCUUCAAAUUGCAAUUGAUAAUUCUAGAAAUAUUUUAUAUACACGAUCUGAGAAAGGAGUAAUACAGGUUUAUGAUUUGGGCCACGAUGGACAAGGAAUGAGCAGAGUUGCCUCAGUUUCGCAGAAUUCUAUUGUCUCUGCUGCUGGAAACAUUGCUAGGACCAUAGAUCGUUCUGUUUUUAAGCCAAUUGUUCAAAUAGCAGUGAUUGAAAAUUCUGAAUCGCUGGAUUGUCAGUUAUUGGCAGUCACACAUGCAGGUGUAAGGUUAUAUUUCAGCACUUGUCCAUUCAGACAGCCAUUAGCACGACCUAACACAUUGACACUGGUUCACGUUCGCUUACCUCCUGGAUUCUCAGCAUCUUCAACAGUGGAAAAACCUUCAAAAGUACAUAAAGCACUUUACAGUAAAGGUAUUCUACUGAUGGCAGCCUCAGAAAAUGAAGAUAAUGACAUUUUGUGGUGUGUUAACCAUGAUACAUUUCCUUUCCAAAAGCCAAUGAUGGAAACCCAGAUGACAACCCGUGUUGAUGGUCAUUCAUGGGCUCUCUCUGCAAUAGAUGAAUUGAAAGUAGAUAAAAUUAUUACACCCUUAAAUAAGGAUCAUAUUCCCAUAACUGACUCACCAGUUGUGGUACAGCAGCACAUGUUGCCUCCAAAGAAAUUUGUUCUCCUCUCAGCCCAGGGGAGUCUUAUGUUUCAUAAACUUAGACCUGUAGAUCAACUGAGGCAUCUACUUGUGAGUAAUGUGGGUGGAGAUGGAGAAGAAAUUGAAAGGUUCUUUAAAUUACAUCAGGAGGACCAGGCUUGUGCAACUUGCCUUAUCCUUGCUUGUUCCACUGCUGCUUGUGACAGAGAAGUAUCUGCAUGGGCUACUCGGGCUUUCUUCAGGUAUGGUGGUGAAGCACAGAUGAGAUUUCCAACCACUCUCCCUGCUCCAAGUAACGUGGGUCCCAUCUUAGGGUCUCCUGUCUACGCUAGUUCUCCUAUUCCUAGUACUAGUUCAUACCCAAAUCCAACAUUUCUGGGAACACCAUCUCAAGGUGUACACCCUCCUGCCAUGUCAACACCAGUGUGUGCUUCAGGAAAUCCAGCAACUCAGGCCGCAAGUAUGACUUGUAUGGCUGCACCAGAGAUUGUGUACUCUGGAAAACACAAUGGUAUUUGCAUCUACUUUUCUCGAAUCAUGGGAAAUAUCUGGGAUGCUAGUUUAGUUGUGGAGAGAGUAUUCAAGAGUGGCAGCAGAGAGAUCACCGCAAUUGAAAGUAGCGUUCCCUCCCAGCUGCUGGAGUCAGUGCUACAAGAACUAAAAGGUUUGCAAGAAUUUCUAGACAGAAACUCCCAAUUUGCAGGAGGACCAUUAGGAAAUCCAAAUACAACUGCCAAAGUGCAGCAGAGGCUGAUAGGAUUCAUGCGUCCUGAAAAUGGAAAUACCCAGCAAAUGCAGCAGGAGCUGCAGAGGAAGUUUCAUGAGGCUCAGCUGAGUGAAAAGGUUUCACUUCAGGCAAUCCAGCAGUUGGUUCGAAAAUCAUACCAGGCUCUGGCUUUAUGGAAACUUCUUUGUGAACAUCAGUUCACUGUCAUUGUAGGAGAACUUCAGAAGGAAUUUCAGGAGCAACUGAAAAUCACCACAUUUAAAGAUCUGGUCAUCAGGGACAAGGAACUGACUGGGGCAUUAAUUGCUUCUCUUAUCAACUGCUACAUCAGAGAUAAUGCUGCUGUUGAUGGCAUUAGCUUACACUUACAGGACAUCUGCCCCCUUCUGUAUAGCACUGAUGACGCAGUUUGCUCUAAGGCAAAUGAACUUCUGCAGCGUUCCCGACAAGUUCAAAAUAAGAUUGAAAAGGAAAGAAUGUUAAGGGAAUCCUUAAAGGAAUAUCAGAAAAUCAGCAAUCAAGUGGACCUUUCCAAUGUUUGUGCUCAGUAUAGACAAGUCCGUUUUUAUGAGGGUGUGGUGGAGCUCUCUCUUACUGCUGCAGAAAAAAAAGAUCCUCAGGGUCUUGGACUUCAUUUCUAUAAACAUGGAGAACCAGAAGAAGACCUUGUGGGCCUGCAGGCUUUCCAAGAAAGAUUAAACAGUUACAAGUGUAUUACAGACACGCUUCAAGAACUGGUAAAUCAAAGUAAGGCUGCUCCUCAGUCUCCCAGUGUACCCAAAAAACCUGGGCCUCCAGUACUGUCAUCUGACCCCAAUAUGCUGAGUAAUGAAGAAGCAGGACAUCAUUUUGAACAAAUGCUUAAACUGUCUCAACGAUCCAAAGAUGAGCUCUUUAGUAUCGCCCUUUAUAAUUGGCUAAUACAAGCUGAUCUUGCAGAUAAGCUAUUGCAGAUUGCUUCUCCAUUUCUGGAGCCACAUCUAGUCCGAAUGGCCAAAGUUGAUCAAAACAAAGUUCGUUAUAUGGAUUUACUGUGGAGAUAUUAUGAAAAGAACAGAAGCUUUAGUAAUGCUGCUCGUGUACUGUCGAAAUUGGCUGACAUGCAUAGCACAGAAAUUUCACUUCAGCAGCGACUAGAGUACAUUGCUCGAGCCAUUCUUAGUGCCAAAAGUUCCACUGCCAUUUCAUCAAUAGCCGCAGAUGGUGAAUUCCUUCAUGAAUUAGAAGAAAAAAUGGAAGUUGCUAGGAUCCAACUUCAGAUACAAGAGACACUACAAAGGCAAUAUUCCCAUCAUUCUUCAGUACAGGAUGCAAUUUCUCAGCUGGAUUCCGAACUAAUGGACAUAACUAAGCUUUAUGGGGAAUUUGCUGACCCGUUUAAACUUGCAGAGUGUAAGCUUGCAAUAAUUCAUUGUGCUGGUUAUUCAGACCCUAUAUUGGUGCAGACACUUUGGCAAGAUAUCAUAGAGAAAGAAUUGAAUGAAAGUGUGACGUUGAGCUCCCCGGAUAGAAUGCAUGCUCUUAGUCUCAAGGUUGUGCUCCUUGGCAAAAUUUAUGCUGGCACACCCCGCUUCUUUCCUUUAGAUUUUAUUGUGCAGUUUUUAGAACAGCAAGUUUGUACUUUGAACUGGGAUGUAGGUUUUGUAAUACAGACAAUGAGUGAAAUUGGAGUGCCAUUACCUAGGCUACUGGAAGUAUAUGAUCACUUGUUCAAGUCACGGGAUCCAUUCUGGAACAGAAUGAAGAAGCCACUGCACCUUUUGGAUUGCAUACAUGUGCUAUUGGCAAGAUAUGUUGAGAAUCCUAGCCAAGUUUUAAAUUGUGAGAGGAGAAGAUUUACAAAUCUGUCCCUGGAUGCUAUCUGUGGUUAUCUGGUUGAGCUUCAGUCUAUGAGCUCGUCAGUAGCAGUACAAACCAUCACAGGAAAUUUUAAAUCUCUUCAGGCUAAACUCGAACGGCUUCAUUAAUAUUAUAAUGUAUUUUCAUCUAUGCAUUUUGAUCUGUAAAAUAAAAGCUCAGCUGGGUCCAGA